AUGGGAAUAUGCACUUACACACUCUCCAAAGUGUGCAGCAAUUAUACCACUUUGCCAUAUUUUAACAUCGAAGCAAAGAACGAGCACCGUAAUGGGAAUCCAACAGUGUCUUGGGUGCAGAAAGUUAUGGUUGAAGUAUAUGAUCAUAAAAUAACUAUUGUUAAAAAUGAGCCCAGUCGAAUUUUGGUGGAUGGUAUCUGGACAAAUCUUCCAGUCAUCUUGGUCAAUGGAUCUCUGACCGUUAAACAAAGUGGUCGAUAUGUCAUUCUAGAAACUGAUUUCCACCUCACAGUAUCUUAUGACACUGACCAUACAGUGGAUGUUAAGGUUCCAACUUCUUAUUUCAAUCAGACCUGUGGAAUGUGUGGCAACUUAAAUGGCAUUAGGCAGGAUGACUAUUUGAUGCCUAAUGGACAGUUGGCUCAGAACUCCAAUCAACUGGGAGAUAGCUGGCAGGUUGAAGAUGAUGAUCCAUUAUGUAACACAAUUUCUCCUACACCUCCACCACCAUGUCCACCAGAGACAGAGGAACUUUAUUCAGGCGAUAAGUUCUGUGGUUUGUUAAACAGCAAAGAUGGUCCUUUCAAGGCUUGCCACUCAGUAAUCAACCCAGAGCGCUUUUUUGACAGCUGUGUAUUUGAUCUGUGUGCACUUGGGGACAGCAUUUUAUGUAAAGCACUGGAAGCUUAUGCUGAUGCCUGUCAAAGAGCAGGAGUCACCAUCACCUGGAGAAACUCUACUUUCUGCUCUAUCUCAUGUCCUGGGAACAGUCACUACAAUCCGUGUGCCAGUGCUUGCCCAGCCACAUGCCUGGACCAGAGUGCACCAAAUAACUGCAAUAAGCCUUGUACUGAUGCUUGUGAAUGUGAUGAUGACUUUGUGCUCAGUGGACACGCUUGUGUUCCUGUCAGUGAAUGUGGAUGUUUUUAUGAUGGCAAAUACUAUCAGAAAGAUGAGUCAUUUUGGCAAGGGGAAUGUGAAAGUUAUUGCACAUGUGAGGGAAACAGCCAAGUGAGCUGUAAACAGCAGACCUGUCUACCUAAUGAAGUUUGCCAAGUCCAGAAUGGAAUUAAGACAUGUGUGCCAAAAGUGACAAGCACCACCACAACUACAACAACCACCACCACCACUACCACAACCACUACUACUCCUUCAUCUACUGUUCCAGGUAAAUUUCUUUUAACAGGGAAACGAUUAAAACAAUUUAAAAAGGAUUUAUGCAGAAUGAGUAUUUUUGACUACUAUACUACUACUACUACUACAAUAGUUUCCUGUUGUUAGGACAGUGAUAUUUAGUUUAGCUCUGACUUUAAAAAGACAACUGUGGAUUAUACUGUACAUUGAUAGAGUAAUCUGCCAUUGAUUGAUACAGUAUAUCUGAAGAAGUGUAAGAAAGGACUACAAAGUAAAUGGCUCAAAUGUGG
This is a messenger RNA of Staurois parvus, 1424 nucleotides long. The record is from the annotation of a GenBank genome assembly. Lineage: Eukaryota; Metazoa; Chordata; Amphibia; Anura; Ranidae.